AUGUCCGCCCCUCAGGUCCAGAACCCCCCAGUGGAAGACGAAGAGGUCCCAACCCUCGAGGCCGCCGAAGUGCCGCAGGUCGCCAAGCAGUCAAAGCGCUAUGCGAAGGCCAUGGCGAAGAUGGGACUGAAGCCUGAGCCCAACGUGUUCAAGGUGCAAAUUUCCAAGCACGGGUCUAUGUCCUUUGUGGUAAACCAGCCAGAGCUCUACCGCUUCCCUGGCACAAACACCUUCCUUGUCUUUGGUGAGGCACAGCUCGGCGAAUCCACAAAAGAGGCUCAGGAGGCCGCCGCCCGCGCCGUCUCUGGUGUUGUCUCAGACGCGAACGUUGAGGAGCUGGUCGGUGCCACAAACACCCCCGCUUCUGCACCUGAAAAGACUGCCGACUCUGGUGAAGCUAAGGCUGAUCAAGACGAGGACAUCGGCAACCUGGACGAGAAGGAGAUCAAUGUUGUGAUGACCCAGGCUAACACAGACCGCGCCGGUGCCAUUCGCGCUCUCAAGAACAACAACGGCGACAUCGUCAACGCCAUUCUGGAGCUUACCAUGUGA
Messenger RNA from Trypanosoma theileri, 552 nucleotides. RefSeq names its product putative nascent polypeptide associated complex subunit. Gene Ontology annotation, cellular component: cytoplasm; nascent polypeptide-associated complex. The transcript has a single exon. Bases 1 to 552 code for a protein of 183 amino acids. The record is from RefSeq and is a predicted model, not a curated record. Lineage: Eukaryota; Euglenozoa; Kinetoplastea; Trypanosomatida; Trypanosomatidae. Gene Ontology annotation, biological process: protein targeting to membrane.